Messenger RNA from Paramecium sonneborni, 343 nucleotides. The record is from the annotation of a GenBank genome assembly. NCBI's taxonomy places the organism in Eukaryota, Ciliophora, Oligohymenophorea, Peniculida, Parameciidae.
AUGGAGAAUGUAAAUAAAAUCAAAAUCAAUAUAGUUAUAGAAUUCAAAUCAUUAUCAUCAAAAAAUACCCACAUUUGCUGGUUUACCUUAGGAAAAUGAAAUAAUUCUAUAUGAAUAGAACAAUCAAAAUAUGAUGGCUAUUUGGAAAGUUAAUUGUAUAUAAUGCAAUUAAUUGAUGGAGAAUCGAUUAUUCUUAAUCAAUCUAAAUCUUUAAUACCUAUUUCAACUAAGAUUUAAUCAAUAAUAAAUCAAACAAAUCCUUUUAUAAUAUACGCCUAAUAUUAUCAAAAUUAUUCAAUCAUUUCACUUUUAUUAGCUCAAUUUCAAAAUUUAAGUUUCUUGA